Molecule: messenger RNA, 3828 nt
Organism: Bursaphelenchus xylophilus (pine wood nematode)
Lineage: Eukaryota; Metazoa; Nematoda; Chromadorea; Rhabditida; Aphelenchoididae
Source: the annotation of a GenBank genome assembly
AUGACGAGUUACUCUUCGACGACGGACAACUCGCCGGCGACAAGCAGUUGCUGCGCGAUUUGCAGCGAUCCGGUGGCUUCACAACACUUUGGAGUGUUCUCAUGUCGACCUUGUAGGUUUUGAAUCUAAAAUUGAAUAUGACGUCAUCUUAAGGGUUCUUUUGGAACUGCUUCUGUUUUUUAUAAAUAAAUGUAAAAAGUUGAAUAAAACCGAGAUUUUUCGCAAAAAUUUUUAGAGGUUUUGAAAUUUUAAAAAUGCUUGUGGCAUUAUUUAUAUUAUCAUCAGAUCUUGAAAAAAUUUGAGCCCGUCGGAAAAAUAAUGUGGAUUUGUCGCAGCAAAAUAUCUCGUCGCUGUUGAGCACCAAAUCCACGAUGGCAUGCCGUCGUAAAGCGAUGAUGGGCGAUUUCAAAGCGUGACAAAUCCACACUAUUUCCCCGAAAGACAGAUAUAUUUACAUGAUGAUAUAUAUGCAUAUGCGAAGAUUAACUGGUGAAAAUCCUAGCAUCUGCAUUAUCGUCUCAUCUGAUAUAUUCAACAACAUUUUGGCUUCAGAAUCAUGAUUUUUUUGCUUUUCCAGGUGCCGCAUUCUUCCGUCGCUCCAUUGUGCUGAAACGGAAGUACCGUUGCAAACGAGAGGGGAAGUGCAAAAUCAGUCCGAGUAAGUCCAUAACAUCUUUUUUAUUUUCAAAUUUAGAUGUUCGCAAAGGAUGCGCACAUUGUCGUCUGAACAAGUGCAUCAAUGUUGGAAUGGAGACGAAAAGUAGGUAUUGGAAGGAAUAGGGUUGUGUUGGUUUUGGAAAAAAGUCAUAGAACACACACCAGCUUUUGUGACCAAUUGAGUAAACUGGUUGUUUUGUAACAAGUUUUCGACAGCAAGCUGUUUAUACAAUCUUAUUUGUAGAACCAUAAUCUUAAUGUAAACUACGGCGAGUUUUUUUUCUAUGAACUAAAAACUUGACUCUGACCUUUUAGAUGACGUGUUUGAAGUGCGACGCAAAGAUUUUAAAAAUUUUUAAAGUUUGUCUGAAAAAUAAUGAGUGAAUUUUGCUGCGCCGAUCGUGUCGCCGAAGUGAAAAGCAAUUCGAUUUUGCAGCGAUACAAUUAAUUUUCUCGGCGGCGAUGCAAUUUUGGAUGCGACGAGAGAUCAUUAUUUUCCCGACAGACUGAUAUCUAUAUGAUAGGCUAGCAGCAAACGAGAUUUUUAGGCGUAAGGUUGGCCGAAAUACGACCGUUCUCUGCAAAUUUUUUUGUUGAAAAAAGUCAGCCUUAUUUAUUAUCUCUCCGGUAAUAUAUACCGGAGAAGGAAGUAAGUCUAAUAAAAAAAAACUAUUUUUUUCAUGCAAAGUCGGGGAAGAUAUGUAUGGUCAAGAAGCUGUUUUUUCUCCCUGACCAUUCUCCGCAAUUCGCGUACCCUCUUGCCCGCGAAGCCCUUCGAUUAUUUAGGCGGCACCAGAAAGCACGUGUGAAAACUUUAUAAAAUUGAUAUGUGGCCUACAUAAAUUUAUGGAGUCCUAGAGUCACUUACAGCCCAUCACAAAAUUGCUGGGGUGAUUUUGGCGACAUGUACUUUUGGGUCAUCGCUCGCACCUUAUCUUUUUUCGUGAAAACCUCAAAGAUCACUCCAGCGACUUUGGAUAUCUGUCUUUUUUAAAAGUGCAUUUGUAACACACUCAAACAAUAAAGAAUACAAACUCACGCAAAUUUUUUCCAUUUUCCAGAAAUUCGCUACGCCUUCGACAAAAAUGGGCCGAUCCCCAAGCCUUCCGAGGUGCCGUCUUCAACCCCAGGCUCGGUCAACAACGAAUCCUCAGCGUCCGAACUCUCCAACCCACUCUCAAAACCGCUAUUGCCGGACAUGGUAGCUGGCUACCGGAAAUUCCUCGCGGAUACAAAGACGUUUCAUACUGCACUGAAUCCCGAAAAUAUUUUCAAAGAAACAAUGGAGUUUAAGAUGGCUACGGUUGUGGAACACACGAAUUUUCAGAAGGCCUUAAUCGUAUACGCACUAAAAAUGCUGGACGAUUUUUAUCAUCCUUUUGGAGAGUUUACACGGGAAGUUAAGGUAAGCAUCGUUAAAAAUUAAGCUUCCAAAAUAUAAUACGACGCUCAAAUUUUUAUUUGGCGCACACGUAGGAGUUAGUCACGUAUCAUGAGUUGAAAACUUUACCUUUCGCUUUGUAGAGGCAGCCGAGAUAUUGGGCAAGAGGACAAAAUGCGGGGAGUUGGCCAUAUCUUCGCCAAUUUCUAGCGGAAAAAUUAUAAUAGUUUUUGGUGGAAGAGUUGACCUCUGUGGUAGAUUUAAUAUUGAAAUUUUAGAUGCAUCAUAUCAACUCUGGAUAGCUUUCCAGCCCGCGUUUUGCUUGGAGAGCCGAGAUAUCGAACAAACUUAUGCAAAAACGAAUGUUGCAUUUUUUGCAAUUUACGAUCUAAAAAUCUCGGUCAUUUCUGUACAGUUGCGAGCUAGGAGUCUCGAUAUGUCUUGAAAAAAUUAUUGUAAAUUUGUACCAAGUUUCAUCAAAAUCUAAGCGUCGUACUUGGAGCGCUUCUUCUCUGACCACAUAAGUCCAAAUCUUGUUUCAGGAAAGGCUGAUGAAAGUUUUCCACCUGUAUUUUGCCCUCCUAAACCAACACUACUUGAAUACCCUCUACUUCCCCAACGAUCACAGAAAGAUGUUCCUUCACUACGGCAGUUAUUUGGACUUUGGGAAAACGGAAUUCUUCUUUGCAUGGAACGAAACCGAGGCCCUUUCGUACUUGAGGUAGGGGAAUUUGAAAGUUCAUAACCUCUUCAGCUCGUUGGAUUGUUUGCACACAAAGUUCGCGAAACUGUCCACGAAAUUCAAAGCAAUCAUGCCGGACGAGACCGAAGUUGCCGCAUUAUCGGGGAUUAUUCUGUGGAGAGAAGGUGAGUAAAUAGAGUAAAUAACUAAAAUUAAUUGUUCCUGUCUGAAGGUAUAUAUCGGAAAAAUAAUGAACACUCUGUCGCAUCUACAAAUUGCAUCGCCGCAGAGAGAAUGCGGAGGCUUAGUUAGGCCUAAAAUUGUCUCUAGAGAUGCCUGAAACUGUUUUUUUAUCGACCGGUUUUGUUAUACGGAAGUUUGCUAAGAGCUCUUGCGACGGUUGAAACAAAAUUUCAAAAGAAUUUUUUUUUUCCUGCUACAAAAUUGACGGGCAAAUACCGUUACGGAGUACUAUAAUAGUAUUUUCAUAAAACGCACAGUGCAAUUCAACUUUUUUCCACGCUUGUCGCCAAUGCACAGUGAAUUUUCUCAUUUCGCGAAAUAAAAGCCUCAAAAAGGUCGUUGCAGAAUACAACGCAUUUUAUGAAGUAAAUACAUUCAGUCUAUCGGCAAACUAGUGAGCGCAAUGUCGCUUCGCCAAUCGCGGCACUAAAAUGAAAAGCAAUUUGAUUUUGCCGCUACAAAAUUCAUUUUCUCAAUGCGAUUUUAACUGCGAUAGAGCACUCAUUAUUUUCCCGACAGACUGAUAAUAUAAAUACGUGUUUAUCGUUAAUCAGUCUUCGGUAUUCAUCUCCGUCUUGUCAAUGUCACUCUAGUCAAGCCACAGUCUCAUCUUCUCCAACUUUCAGUGAGCACCCAGAUAGAGCACAAACUGUUUGAGUCGUUUCCGGAGCGGAUUCAAGACGAGCUCGGUCAGUAUUGCAAGCGGACUCAAGGCACGGCAGGCGCGGCUCUGCGACUGGGCCGAGUGCUGGGCCUACUGCGAGACCUCGAAGAGCUGGCGCUGAUGAUGACGGAAGGGAUGACUGUGGGCACUUUGUUGAACGGCAACUUCAACGCCAACCACCCGGAAAUCUUCCAACGAUAA